AUGUACACACGUUACGCUUUGCGCUCCGCAAAACAGCGAAGUUUUGAAUCCGAACGAUUCCCUGGUACGAUUCAUUCACGGGGGCAAAGAGGACGAAUAAUUAUAAUAGCGGACGAAAUUGCCAUUUGUGUGUUUCAGGUGUUUUACUAUUCGACAAAUUUGUUCACUAGUUCUGGUUUGACAGAGGAGAGUGCCAAGUUCGCAACCAUUGGCAUAGGUGCCAUUAUGGUUCUAAUGACGUUAGGAUCCAUCCCGCUUAUGGACAGAACAGGAAGACGUACACUGCACUUAUACGGUCUUGGUGGCAUGUUUAUCUUUUCAAUAUUCAUCACAAUUUCUUUUCUCAUAAAGGAAAUGAUUGACUGGAUGUCUUAUCUGUCGGUCGUGUCGACGCUCAGUUUCGUGGUGUUCUUUGCUGUCGGGCCUGGCUCCAUACCGUGGAUGAUCACGGCCGAACUGUUCUCGCAAGGUCCCAGACCUGCCGCCAUGUCCAUCGCGGUCCUUGUCAAUUGGAUGGCUAAUUUUUUGGUUGGCAUCGGUUUUCCAAGUAUGAAGACUAGCCUUGAAAACUACACGUUCCUACCAUUCAGUGCAUUCCUAGCCAUCUUUUGGAUCUUCACGUACAAGAAGGUUCCUGAGACCAAGAAUAAAACAUUCGAAGAAAUUCUAGCUUUAUUCAGGCAUGGUAACGACAGGUACGCAAUAAACAAACCACUUAAUACCAUUCCUAAUACGUAUAGCAAUUGUGUUUGCAGCUGGAUCAGAGCGAUCUUCCGGCGCACCCGCUCAACCGGAGAGACCACCGCCCCCGCUUCCCCCGCCACGCUUUCCGAACAGCGGUGUCUGA
Heterotrigona itama is the source of this 847-nucleotide messenger RNA. Lineage: Eukaryota; Metazoa; Arthropoda; Insecta; Hymenoptera; Apidae. The record is from the annotation of a GenBank genome assembly.